Messenger RNA from Bursaphelenchus xylophilus (pine wood nematode), 3758 nucleotides. NCBI's taxonomy places the organism in Eukaryota, Metazoa, Nematoda, Chromadorea, Rhabditida, Aphelenchoididae. The record is from the annotation of a GenBank genome assembly.
AUGAAAUGGGCAUCAACUUUACUCUAUAUUUUUACCUUACAAAUUGCCAAUGUUCUGAGUGAAGAUUGUGAGGAUAUAUCGCCGGAUUGUGUCUUGUUAAUUAGAUACUGUACCAGUCGAAUCUAUGCGGCCUUUUUGGAACAAGCGUGUCCGAGGACAUGCUCGUAUUGCAAGGAUCAAUGCGAGGAUCGGUUUGUAAAGUAAGUAUUUUUAUACAUACAAUCGGUUUAUUAUAUUUAGUUGUCCCUACUGGAAGAGAAAUGGCUUUUGUACGUUGAAUUUUUACACAAAGUACUUCAUGAUGUUAUAUUGUUCAAAAAGUUGUGAUUACUGCGAUAAACGUGACAUCAUGAUAAUGGAAACAACGCAACCGCCGGUCGAAGAUACCACAACCAUCAGAGAAGCCCUUACUUCAACUAUAAAUACAGAGUCAACGGUUAUAGUGGCAAGCCCGACUAUGAUUUCGUCAACAACUGGAUUAACGAAUACUCAGCAGACUACAACAACGGUUGUUCAGUUGACGAGUAGCCCAGUCGACACCACGACAGGCGUGGCGGAUUCAACAACGGCAAAUAUCGAUAGUACCACAACAAACGCAGAUACCACAAAAACGGCUAUUGAUUCUACAACAACUUUGGCUGAUACGACUAUCACAAAUUCAGACACGACCACCACAAACAUGGCUACUACAACGAUGAUAAUAGAGACCACAACGACUAUGUUAGAUACGUCAAGUACAAGCCAAGCAAGCACAACGACGACGGUCGUUGACACCUCUACAACUACCACGCAAGGCACAACAACGGUAGUUAUGGAUACCACUUCAACGUUAAUAGACACCUCAACAACGUCUCAAUCGGAUACAACAACAACAAAUCCGGAUACCACAACAACAAUGAUCGAUACCGCAGCUACAAGUUUGGAUACUUCAACCACCAGUAAACCAGAUACUACAACAGCUGCAAUGGACACAACCACGACUCGUAUGGAUUCUACAACCACUCUAGCGGAAUCAACGACCACCGCAAUAGACAGCACAACAACAAAUCCGGAUACCACAACGAAAACCAUGGAUACUACGUCAUCUCUUGUCGAUACCUCGACAACGUCUCUGACCGAUCCCACUACUACAGUUGCUGAUACCACAACCACUCUCAUAGAUACGACGACCACGGUUAUUGACACUUCUACAACGCCGGCAGAUACAACAACGACUAUCGUGGAUUCUACUACCACUCCUGUAACGGAGACGACAACUACUGCCGUUGAUACUACAACAGCUGUAGCCGAUUCUACUACGACAUUGAUAGACACAACAACUACCAUAAUUGAUACAACGACUACUGUCAUGGGGACAACAGCAAAGGUCGAUUCUACAACAACCUUGGCUGAUACUACAACCACAAUGAUCGGCACAACUACAACUGUCAUGGAUACUUCCACAAUAUCUCAACCAGAUACUACAACCAUUGUAAUAGAUACCACAACAACAGUUAUUGACACGACAACAACAGUAGCAGAUACGACUACCACAGUAAUGGAUACUACAACAACUGCCAUUGAGACCUCCACAACAUCCCAACCAGAUACUACAACCACCGUAAAGGACAGCACAACGACAAUUAUUGACACGACAACAACAGUAACAGAUACGACCACCACAGUAAUGGACACAACAACAACAAUUGCUGGUACGACAGCAACAAUAGCAGACAUGACUACCACAGUAAUGGACACAACAACUACUGCCAUGGACACAACUUCCAUUGAUACCUCCACAACAUCCCAACCAGAUACUACAAACACCGUAAUGGACAGCACAACAACCUUUGUUGAUACAACAACAACAAUUGCGGAUACGACUACCACAGUAAUGGACACAACAACUACCAUGGAUACCUCCACAACAUCUCAACCAGACUCUACAACCAUAGUGAUCGACACCACAACAACAAUUAUUGACACGACAACAAUAACAGCAGAUACUACAACCACAGAAGUAGACACUACAACAACAGUUAUUGAUACGACAACGACAAUAACAGAUACGACUACCACAAUAAUGGACACAACAACAACUGCCAUGGAUACAUCCACAAUGUCCCAACCAGAUACUACAACCACCGCAAUGGACAGCACAACAACCUUUGUUGAUACGACAACAACAAUAGCGGAUACUACAACCCCAGUGGUAGACACCACAACAACAGUCAUUGACACGACAACAACAAUAUCAGAUACGACUACCACUGUAAUGGACACUACAACAACUUUUGUUGAUACCACGACAACAUUGGCAGAUACGACUACCACAGUAAUGGACACGACAACAACAAUAGCAGAUACUACAACCAUUGUAAUAGAUACCACAACAACAGUUAUUGACACGACAACAACAGUAGCAGAUACGACUACCACAGUAAUGGAUACUACAACAACUGCCAUUGAUACCUCCACAACAUCCCAACCAGAUGCUACAACCACAGAAGUAGACACUACAACAACAGUCAUUGACACGACAACAACAAUAGCAGAUACGACUACUACAAUAAUGGACACUACGACUACAUUUGUUGGUACCACAACAACAUUAGCAGAUACGACAGCCACAGUAAUGGACACGACAACAACAAUAGCAGAUACUACAACCACAGUAGUGGACACAUCAACAACUGCCAUUGAGACCUCCACAACAUCCCAACCAGAUACUACAACCACCGCAAUGGACAGCACAACAGCCUUUGUAGAUACGACAACAACAAUAGCAGAUACUACAACCACAGAAGUAGACACUACAACAACUGUUAUUGACACGACAACGACAAUAACAGAUAAGACUACCACAGCAGUGGACACAUCAACAACUACCAUUGAGACCUCCACAACAUCCCAACCAGACUCUACAACCACAGUAAUCGACACCACAACAACAAUUAUUGACACGAUAACAAUAACAGCAGAUACGACUAACACCGUUGCUGAUACGACGACGACAAUGAUGGAUACUACAACAACCAUCGCCGACACGACCACAUCAAAUCAGGCUUCAACUACUACGGUUAUGAAUCCGACAACCAGUCUGGCGGACACUACAACGACAAUGGUCGAUACGACAACAGAGACCAUGGAUACCACAACAACGAUAAUGGACUCUUCAACUAAAACACUUGCCGAGACAACGACAACUGUUGUGGACACCACAACGACGGCUAUGGACUCCAUCACCACCUUGGCAGAUACUACGGCGGUCUUAAUGGACACAACUACAACAAUUGCAGCCACGACCACCACUAUGGUCGACACAACAACGACUGUUAUGGACACCACUACAAGUACGUUGACUUCCGUCAAAAUUAAGCAUGCAGUUCCUGUCACACCUAGUACUAUAGCUACUCAAUUAGACUCUUCAAUUUCGAAUACGCAACAGAACAAUUUACAUAAUCUCAAUUACUAUUUUCGCAAUGUUAGCAUUGGUCUGUUCCCGGUUUCCCACUUUUUUAAAUUAUGGAAAAGAAAUUGGAAAAAUUAUGGAAAAAAGUUUGACAAUUAUUUUCGCACAUUCCGUGAUUAUAAAGAGUAAUAAAUUAGUUGUAACGACAGCCUGUAUUGCUUUUUUUGUGGUAUUCCCCCUUACAAUAUCUAUGCAGACCUUUAAACUUAUAUUUUCAGUGGACACCACAACCACAGUUAUGUCUAGUACAAAUACAAUGGCUGAGACUACUAGCACGAUGUCUAUGACGUCUACAACUACAGUAUAG